AUGAAUCCUGAGUAUGAUUAUUUAUUCAAGCUGCUGCUGAUUGGUGACUCUGGAGUUGGAAAGUCAUGUCUAUUAUUGCGCUUUGCGGAUGACACCUACACUGAGAGCUACAUCAGCACUAUAGGGGUCGACUUUAAAAUCAGGACGAUUGAACUGGAUGGCAAGAUAGUUAAACUGCAAAUUUGGGACACAGCAGGCCAGGAGAGAUUUCGCACUAUUACCUCAAGCUAUUACAGGGGUGCUCAUGGGAUUAUCAUUGUAUAUGAUGUAACUGACCAGGAAUCAUUCAACAAUGUGAAGAGGUGGUUGGAAGAAAUUGAUCGCUAUGCCUGUGAAAACGUGUCUAAGUUGCUGGUGGGAAACAAAAGUGAUUUAACUUCAAAAAAGGUGGUGGACUUUACCACAGCAAAGGAAUUUGCUGAGCAACUUGAAAUCCCGUUCCUGGAGACAAGCGCAAAGAAUGCAAGCAACGUGGAGAAAGCAUUUUUAACCAUGGCCUCUGAAAUCCAAAAACGUGUUGUGGAAGACAACAUUCAGAAUGAGACGGUUAAAGUGGGAAAAAUCAACAGUGCUCCUCUGUGGCAUGGAGCACAAAAGGCUACAGCUGAGGAGGUCAACACCUGCUGUUAG
Trichomycterus rosablanca is the source of this 630-nucleotide messenger RNA. RefSeq lists its product as uncharacterized. Gene Ontology annotation, molecular function: GTPase activity; GTP binding. Gene Ontology annotation, biological process: vesicle-mediated transport. NCBI's taxonomy places the organism in Eukaryota, Metazoa, Chordata, Actinopteri, Siluriformes, Trichomycteridae. The record is from RefSeq and is a predicted model, not a curated record. The coding region runs from base 1 to 630 and encodes 209 amino acids. The transcript has 6 exons.